Messenger RNA from Pseudophryne corroboree (corroboree frog), 8521 nucleotides. It is a transcript of the gene ERBIN, whose product is annotated as erbb2 interacting protein. The transcript has 30 exons. Gene Ontology annotation, molecular function: protein binding. Lineage: Eukaryota; Metazoa; Chordata; Amphibia; Anura; Myobatrachidae. The record is from RefSeq and is a predicted model, not a curated record. Gene Ontology annotation, biological process: neurotransmitter receptor transport, endosome to postsynaptic membrane; neurotransmitter receptor transport postsynaptic membrane to endosome; establishment or maintenance of epithelial cell apical/basal polarity. Gene Ontology annotation, cellular component: basolateral plasma membrane; adherens junction; postsynaptic membrane. The coding region runs from base 1027 to 5244 and encodes 1405 amino acids.
GCUGGCAGCAGCAGCACUAGGGUAGGAGGAGAGUCCUGCCUGUGUGUCUGAGUGCAGGGUGCGGCUGUACAGUGCGACAGCAGACCCCCAAAAAGCAGCCCAGUCACCCACAGUGACAUCCAAGAAGCCCAGAGGGGAUCUGGGGUCUGAUCACUGGGAAUCCUACAUCUCCAAACCACCCCUUCCCCUCACAGCCCUGCUCAGCCCUGUCCCCCACUCACCACCCCUCUUCAUCUCCUCCCACCAGGACUUUUUAAUCCCCUUACGGGUUUUUUUUUUUAACUAUUUAUUUUAUUUUUCUUGAAUUGCCCCUCCUCCAGGAAACAAGAAAAGCAGAAGAAGAAGGAGCCCCAGAGAGAGUUACAGAGGAAACUUAUCAUCAUUUCUCUUGGAACUUCUACAAAUCUUUUGUGUGAUUCUAAUUUUUUUUUGUUUUUGUUCUAAUCCUCUUUCUGGAAAUCCAUCUGGUUUGAUGUUUUCUGGUAGAAGAUAGAGGAAGCUAAGUUAUUUGCCGGUAAAUGCAAAGGAGAAAUUCCGGUUGGAUUUAUUUUCAGAUAAAGAAGAAAAAAACAAAAAACAAGAAACCCACAUUGGACUUUCAGAGGGAAGUGGAAUUAAGGAGCUGAGAGAUCUUCCAAAAGUCAGAUAAGAAAGGUUGCUGACUUACGCUUGCCGGAACUUCAGAAACUGAUGCUUGCUGUCACACUGUGAACUGGAGAGAAGAAACUAGGAAGGGCCGUGUCAGCGGGCUAUCUCCAUCUAGCUGUGAGCGGCAGUGUGUGCUGAUGGAAGUGCACGGAUACCCCACACAGCAACACAUCAACGCGCCCCUGUCUCCUAGAUUUCUGUAAAGCACUGUGAACAAGUCGUAGAGUUCAGAGCUCCUAAUGUUGGCUUUGCAAGCUCAGGGAGGAAACAGCAGGGAGCAAGCAACUGAGAGAAGCAAAUAGCUGCAAAUUCUUCAUGUUCCAGUUUUCUGCGACAGACGAGGCCCUUGGUCAUUGAGCUGGGACUGAAUGCCUGAAAAUGACUGCAAAGAGGAACCUGUUUGUGCGGUUGGUGCCCUGCCGGUGUUUGCGGGGAGAGGAAGAAACUGUGACCUCACUUGACUACUCUCACUGCAGCCUGGAGCAGGUGCCGAAAGAGAUUUUCACAUUCGAGAAAACCUUGGAGGAACUGUAUUUGGAUGCCAACCAGAUUGAAGAGCUUCCCAAGCAACUAUUCAACUGCCAGUCUCUGCACAAGCUGAGUUUGCCAGACAAUGACCUAACAAUAUUGCCAGCAUCCAUAGCAAAUCUCAUUAAUCUCAGGGAACUAGAUGUCAGCAAGAAUGGUAUUCAGGAGUUUCCAGAAAAUAUUAAGAAUUGUAAAGUUUUGACAAUCGUCGAAGCAAGCGUCAAUCCAAUUUCUAAACUCCCAGAUGGGUUUUCCCAGCUGUUAAACUUGACUCAGUUAUACCUAAAUGAUGCUUUUCUUGAUUUUUUGCCAGCUAAUUUUGGCAGGCUUACUAAACUUCAAAUUUUGGAGCUUCGGGAGAACCAGCUGAAAAUGUUACCAAAAACUAUGAAUAGACUUACACAGCUCGAGAGACUGGAUCUCGGAAGUAAUGAAUUCACAGAAGUGCCUGAAGUACUUGAACAACUAAGUGGUCUGAAGGAAUUCUGGAUGGAUGGCAACAGACUAACAUAUAUCCCAGGGUUCCUUGGAAGCUUGAAGCAAUUAACAUACUUAGAUCUUUCUAAGAACAACCUAGAAAUGGUAGAAGAUGGAAUCUCGGGGUGUGAGAGCUUACAGGACCUGCUGCUAUCCAGCAAUGCUGUGCAACAGUUACCGGAGUCUAUCGGUGCACUGAAGAAACUGACAACUCUGAAAAUAGAUGAAAACCAGCUCAUGUACUUACCAGACUCCAUUGGAGGGCUGGUUUCCCUUGAAGAGCUGGAUUGCAGUUUCAACGAGAUUGAAGCUUUACCUUCCUCCAUCGGGCAGUUUUCUCAGAUACGGACAUUUGCUGCUGACCAUAACUUCUUAUCACAGCUUCCCCCAGAGAUUGGAAACUGGAAAAACGCCACGGUUUUGUUCCUGCAUUCUAACAAACUGGAGUCUCUUCCAGAGGAGAUGGGAGACAUGCAGAAACUCAAGGUCAUUAAUUUGAGUGACAACAAACUGAAGAACCUGCCCUUUACUUUCACAAGACUGCAGCAGCUCACUGCAAUGUGGCUGUCAGAUAAUCAGUCCAAGCCGCUCAUCCCGCUGCAGAAGGAGACUGAUCAGGAUACACAGAAAAUGGUCUUAACCAACUAUAUGUUCCCGCAACAGCCAAGGACAGAUGACCUGAUUUUCUCUUCAGACAAUGAGAGCUUUAACCCCUCUUUGUGGGAAGAGCAGAGAAAGCAGCGAGCCCAGGUAGCCUUUGAGUGUGACGAUGACAAGGAUGAGCGGGAGGCACCACCACGGGAAGGGAACUUGAAGAGAUAUCCUACGCCGUACCCCGAUGAGUUGAAGAAUAUGGUGAAGACCGUUCAGACUAUUGUGCACCGGUUGAAAGAUGAAGAAAAGGCAGAGGAAGCCAAUAGAGAAAUGAAGCAGAAUGAAGCCAAACAGCUGUCCAUGAAGGACGUAGGCGUGAAGACAACAGAGCCGGUCUCAGCUAAAAACGAAUGUGAAGAGAGGGAGAAACUCAUUGUGGGGAACUGUGUUCAGAAACCCGGUGAUGCGGAAACUGAAAAUACCAUUGGAAAUUCACAACCUACCACUCUAGUUAAAAAUUUUUGGAAUACAAAAACAGUUGUUAACCAUAAUGAGACACAUGAGCAGGAGUCAGAAGACCUGUCUUAUGAUGAGGAAAUGAAGAUGGCCGAGAUGCGGCCACCACUCAUAGAGACUUCUAUGAACCAACCAAAGGUGGUAGCACUGAGCAACAACAGGAAAGAUGAUACUAAAGAUGCAGACUCUUUGUCAGAUGAGGUGACCCACAACAGUAAUCAGAACAAUAGUAAUUGUUCCUCACCAUCCCGUAUGUCCGACUCUGUCUCCUUAAACACUGAGAGCAGCCAUGACACCUCUCUGUGUUCUCCAGAGAAAGACUCUAGCAUUGCAAUGAGCUUGAAAUUAAGACAAGAAGAUGAAAAUUUAAACAAUCUUUUGCAUAAUGGGGGCAAAUUAAAUGCAGAGAGAGAAAUUGCGGAGAUCCCAUCACCAAACAAUGAAGAGAAUAUCAUUCGGGAGAAAAGAGCAAAUAACAUCACAGAGAUACCACACAACUUGAACCAAAUAAACAUAAACAAUAACCUAACAAGCGAUGGUAGCGUUCAGUCAGAUUCCCUAGAGAGGUCACUGAUCUCACAGGAGGAGGUACCAGGAAAGGGGUUUUCAAACAACAAUGAGAAAGAAGAGACGGAAGUCUUGGAGAAUAGGAUAACGUACCCUGAUGUGUGCGCCAUGAAUAAGGUUAACGGGCAUUCGCCGGAUGAGCAGACGUCUUCGGAUAUGAGUGACCCAGGAAGGAGGGCAUCCGAGGAUUCAGUGCCUUCUUUUGAUAUGUGUGUUUCAAAGAGCACUGAUGACCUCUCUCCACAGCUCGGAGACUCCAUGGGCUCUGUCGGGAAAUCACACAGCGUAACCAACGUCGACACUGGAGCACUGAGGAUCUACGAUAUCCUCAGCGACAGUGGCUCUCCACAGAUGUCCUAUGUCGGGAAACCUGCUACAGCAGGAGUGGAGGGACAAAGCAUUGUUAGGAGCAAGUCUGCAACUCUUCUUUAUGAUCAGCCAUUGCAGGUGUUCAAUUGUUCAUCUUCCUCUUCAGAUCUUGUAUCUACUGGAAAGAAAAGCGUUUUCAAAUUUGACUCCAACCAUAAUCCAGAGGGACUAUACACAAUGAGGGGUCCCCCGGUGUCUCAGAUGAUUGCUGUGCCUCAAUAUAAUGUGCAGUACAGUAGUAGUAGUGCUACUGCCAAAGACGGUCUGCUUUUGCACAAACAAAGUACCCCUAUAGAACAGGGGGGGUUGCCUCCUCCACGCUUCCAUAUGUCUGACAGUGUAGACAGUCCCAAUUAUGUCAAACACUCUGCCAACAUGAAUUUCUCUAAUCACAAUAACGUAAAGUCAAGUAACAUGUACAGUGUGCAACAGAGGAUGGGACCAAGACAUGUGGAAGCAUGGGCCAUGUCCCCAAAUGAUCGGAUAAUCCAGGGAGCAAGUCGUAACACCCUUCAAAGACAAGGCAGUGUCUCCUCCAAUGCCUCCAUGUCUCUGGGUGAUGCAGGACCUGGAAGGAGGGUUCUUGUACCAGAAGGUGACUAUAUGACAUACAGAGAAUUACAUUCAAUGGGCAGACCACCACACAUGAUGUCAGGUCCGCAGAGACCCCUGUCAGCCAGGACAUACAGCAUUGAUGGCCCCAAUGUACCCAGACCUCAAAGCGCACGUCCUUCUGUUCAUGAUAUUCCUGAGCGAACAAUGUCUGUCAGUGAUUUUAACUACUCUCGGACUAGUCCCUCAAAAAAGCCAAAUGCUAGAGUUAAUUCAGAGCACUCGUUAUUGGACCCUCAAGGCAGGAGUAAAGUCCCUCAUGAUUGGAGGGAACAGGUCUUGCGGCACAUAGAGGCGAAGAAGCUAGAGAAGAGCAUGCUGUCACGGUCCUUUAAUUCCACUUACACUGCUAGCAGCUCUCUGUAUGGCAGCUCUAGAGAACUGCAUGGCAGUCAGGGCAGUGUUGCCUUGAGUCUUGCUGACAGAAGAGGUUCUGGUGUUCACAUAUUUCGUCAUCCUACGGCUGGCAGCACUGGUGAACCUGCUCAGGAUGAUGUGUUCGGGCCCGGCCCGCAAAACUACUCCACCCUUGUCCACAAAGACAAUGCUACUGAUAGUGGGAAAAAGAUGCAUAUGAGCAAUGGGCAAAUGAGCCAACCAUCAAGGUCACAGGGCAGCUACAGCCAGCACCAUCCACACCCUGCGCAGCCAGCUGUGAUCCGAGUAAGACUGGUGAAGGAUCCUGAGCUGGGCUUUAGUAUAUCAGGAGGCGUUGGUGGUAGAGGAAAUCCCUUCAGACCUGGUGAUGAUGGAAUAUUUGUGACGAGAGUGCAGCAGGAAGGACCAGCAUCCAAACUGCUGCAGCCUGGGGAUAAGAUAGUACAGGCAAACGGUUACAGUUUCCUGAACAUAGACCAUGGGCAGGCAGUGGCGCUGCUUAAGAAGUUUCAGGGUGCUGUAGAGCUGAUUGUGUUGCGGGAUGGCGCUGUGUAAAUGAGGCAAAAAAAAAAAAUGAAUGGAGAGCCAGCAAUGUGUCAAGAGACUAAUUCUUAUCAAAACUAUUUUUCUAUGUAUAUAAGAGAAAAAAAAACAGCUUGGAGAGAAAAGCAGGAAACAUGCACUUGGAUUUUGAUAAAAAGAAAAACAGUUUGUACACAGAUGAAUAGUCACACGUGUGGUUUAGGGGAGUGAAACCACUGCAGAUAAAGCGGCCGGGUUCUGACGCCUUGCUGCUCGGUGUUUGAUACGUCUCGCCUACAAGAACAAACCUGUAUUGUUUUUGUACAGAAUGUAGGUUUAUUUUUGGAUAAUGUGCAUUACUAAAACCCUGUAAGAUAAAAAUGAGCCUCAAUUGUAGCGAACAUGUGAGCGACAGGGCUGCCUCUGUGUGAGCCUGUCUCCUAUCACACCUGGUAUCACUUCUUUCUGUUUUGUGGGUUUGUUUUGUUUUUUAAAUCCAAACCACUUAUGUAGAGUUGGACAGGAGAAUUAUGGCUUUGCUAUGUGUACGUGGUAUAGGUGAAUGGUUAUGCCAAGUUGUGCAUCCGGUCAGCUAGGUAAUGUAGCCACCUGUCCUAUUUGGUUUCUAUGACCAUGCAGGAAAUAAGUGCUCUUCCUCUGAGGGGUCUUGAUAUUGAAAGCUUUUUUUUUCUAAAGGCACCAACAGCAUCGUUUGUUUUUUUUAGUACUCUCUAUAUCAACAUCCUUAGGUAUUUGAUAUGUUUAAAGCACAUUUUUGGUUUUGUAAAAACAUUUUGUAUGCUGUUUUUAAACCGAGUUAUAUAUUUUUUUUAAUUGAAAUAAUUUCAUGGGAAUGUGUGUUUACAUAUUUUAUUAAUUUGUUCGUCAGCUUCUCACAUGCUACAUGAAAGAUCUUUUAACUUGCUAGGCUAGGCCUGGGUGGUACUAGAAAACAAUGGUAGAUUAGCCUAAACUAGCAGCAUUUGUUCAUGGUGCCUGAUUACUGUCUUUUAAACAUAUAUUUCCAAAGUUAUCAUGAUCAGCAAAUCCCUCUCGGAAUCACCUUGAAUUCUUUUGGGCUGAGUACCCCAGAUUGCCUCAGACAGGUGCCAUAGAGGCCAAAGCCUUGGUUAUACAGUAGUUUGGCAGCUUUCAUUAUUAUUGCUAUACAACAGAGACUGUGUAGAGAUGGUGACACUACACCUGCAUCAGCUCACUUUCCACAUGGGACAGAAUGGCCUCUUGCCUUGCUAAAUGUCAGUGAUUGGUGCUAGGUAACCAAAGCAAGUGUGUGAUGGAAACAUGGCGGAAUGCUCAAGCAUUCUAGAAGAUAGCGUCAGAGUUUCAGGAGGGUCCUGUGGACCUUUCAUUUUAAUGGCAGCAGUUAAAGGGCUCUUUCUACAGGGAACAUUGAAAUGUGAAAAUACAUGCGCUAGAGUCAUUAAAGGGUUUUUAACUAUAUACUGUUUAGUGAAUUACCACAAGCUGCCUUUGUUCCUUAUUAAUGUAAAUAUUUCUUGCUAUGAUUUGGUUCAUAAAGGAACAUUGUUCAUCGAUCUUCAUUUCUUUUGUGGCUCUGGUGUAAAUGAGUAGGGAUUGCAGUGCUUCUUAAUACGUGAUUAUUAAAGACCAGGGAUAAGUGCCAUAGAUGACCAAUAACUGUUUAUUUUAGGGCUGAUUGUCUUUGUUUUUAUUAGAUCAAUAUUGUAUUAUGACAGUUUAUUUUUUUAUGUUACUUAUAAUGUGUGUGGGUCAUUAACACAGCCCUAAACCUGUGUAAUUAAACAAUACUGUAAUUUAUUUUUCUGAAUCAAUAGCAGCCGCAAUUAUCAAUCCUGAUUGUGAGGUAUUACCAGGUGGAUUUUUAGCAAAGCAAGAGCGAUACACUGUAUCUGAUCAUGAAGUCAUUCUGCACUUGGAUGUAACAGCAAAGAGAAUUGUAUUUGUUUCUGAGUGUAAAAUUGUAACGUUCAGAAACAAACCCUGUAACAGCUAUUCAUAUUCUCAUUUAGCAGAGUUUCACAUUUGUUUACAUAGGAAGUGACUAUUUUGGAAUAUAACCACAGAAAUUUGCCGUAUUUUGUUAGUGUACAUGCGGAUCGUGUAUAGAUAUGAGCAAAUAGUAAUACAGACCUUCAUGAUUUUAGCAUUUCUUUUUUAAAGCCGUUAACUAAACAGAGGAACAUUUUUAUUUUAUUUUUUUAUUUUUAUUUUUUAACAUGGCGUACAUUUCAUAUGGUGGAGAGUUUAGGUUCUCCCAGCAAUUUUAUCAUUUUAACGUCUGUAGUUUUAUUGCAUCAGCAGAUUAUUAUCCUCAUUCUUUCCCACGUUUUAAACCAUUUUACUUCUUUUUUUGUGUGAGAGCACAACUGAAACCAAUGUAGGGGGUGUGUGGUUGUGAAUCCGAAUGACCUAUGCAUAUAAAUGGAUUUCUAGAUGCCUUGUGGCAAUACAUUUGCAAUAUGUUCAUGAACUAACAAUACAGCGCACUGUUCCUGGAAUGCGGCAUUCGCUGCAGUAGUGGGCACUCUGUAGUCCUUGGAGGCACUGGACAGGCCUGCAGCACAUUUUCAGCCCAGUCUCCUUGGGAGUCCUCCUUUUGGACUCUGCUGAUGUUAAUCUGUUUUGUAAACUGUUCUUUUCAUUUGUAUUAGCAUUUCUGUGUUUUCCAGGUACCAGAAAGAUUCAGGCACCUUACGGAUAUAAUACAACGGGGGGGGGGGGGGAAUAACUCUUCUACCACUUCAUUCCCAAAUGUGUUUUUUAAAAUGGUGUCCGAUAGGAGUCGGAGGUAUGCUAAAACAAUGCACAGUGUGGUGUGUGUGUACUGUUUAAUACUGCAAACUUGUGUACAGUGUAUUGUGGUAUCCGGGCCACCGGACUGGUUUAUAUAAACCCCAACUAUGCAGACAUGCGCACAUGGAAAUAUAUUUGCAUCAAAUGCACAUCGCACAUCAUCAUUGUCUUGUAAUCAGAGGUCAAUUAAGUUCAACUGCAAAUCUCCCACUAUUUAUUAUGUAAAUAGCAUAUUCAUUUUUUUGUUUGGACUGUGUUUCAAAGAAAUAUGUACAUACAUUGUAAGGCCUUCUAUGAACUGCAAAACAUAGCAAUAAAGCAAAGACUGAAAUCGAGCCCAGCUUUCAUGGUUAGGUAUGCUGUGAGAUUUUAUUUUUCAUGGAAUCUUUUUGUCAACAGCAAUGUAAUGUUUUAAUGAUCAGCAUUUAUUCAACAUUCCAAUUUUGUAUAUAAGUCAACUGUUUCUCAAGUAACACAUGCAAAUUAGAAAAUAAACUAAUGCUCUUACAAACUU